UAUGCCUCAUAUCCUGCUGUGAAACUGAAGUGAAAGUCUUUCGGGGACUUGUCUGAGUUUUGGUCGAUAAAAGUUGUCGUUGAUGAUCAUCACGUUAAAUCUGAACAAACAUGGAGAAAGACAUGUGUUCAAGUAAACACCGCAACAACAGCGACCAGAUGAAGGACCUUUUAAUGUUUGACAAGAAGGAGAAGGAACACGAGUGGGGAAAAGAGCACAAAGAAGCCUCAGAUAAAGAAGAAGCCAACAGCUACAUCACCUCCUUCUCCUCCUCCUCCCCCCCCCCCUCCUCCUUCUCCCCCCCCUCCUCCCCCCCCUCCUCCUUCUCCUUCUCCCCCCCCUCCUCCUCUGGACCGUCUGGUACCUGGGACUCGGAGAGAGAGAAAUGUGCAGCUGCAGAGGGACGAGAGCCGUUGAAGAGUGAGAGGGAGGAAUGUUGUUCUCUGGGGGACAUGAAGACCCUCCCUAAGUGUCAGAACAAGCUGGGGCACCUGAGCUUCAGCAGGACGCACACCGUCCUCGUCGAUACGGACUCCUUCAACAGAGGAGGAGAAUUGAGAGCGCAGCACGGCAAAGACACGUGGUUCAGUAACUUUGUGAAAAUGCCGUCUUCACCUUCGAGUGUCAUGAUGACCAGAUGGUCUCAAACGGUGAACAGGUGGCAUGAGAUCUCCAAGCACCUGAAGUCCAUAAAGACGACAGCGAGUGUUCAGGACGUUGAGGACGCCAUCAUCAAAUACAACCCGAAGUACAAAGGUCAGUGGUCGUUUGACGCCCUCGCCACCUUUGUGAAGCGUGUCCCAGAUACUGAAAACUACUUCAGCACCCUGUUUCCAAAGAUCGCUGCGUUGGCCCUGAAGCUGCCGCAGUAUGUGAAGAAGGCCAUCCCGCUGCUGCAGGCGGGACAUCCUGCGUCCAUCACUCUGUCGCAGGUUCAGAUAUCCUGCCUGCUCGCCAACGCCUUUUUCUGCACGUUCCCUCAUCGCAACACGAUCGAUCCAAACGCAGAGUACCACAACUACCCCACCAUUAACUUCAACAGUCUGUUCGGAGGCUGGUCCGAACGCAAGAAGGAAAAGCUGAGAGCCAUCAUGCAUUACUUCAACGUGAUGACGGAUGAGAAGAUCAAACCAAGAGGGCUGGUGACGUUUGAGCGCCAUGUCCUCAGACACUCAGAGAUACCCAACUGGUCAAGCUGUAAGGAGACGAUGCCCAAACUCCACGUCACGUCAGAAGGCAGCAUCGAGACUGAAGGGACAGGUAUGCUUCAGGUGGAUUUCGCCUCAAGCUGGAUCGGUGGAGGCGUCCUGGGAUCCGGUUUGGUUCAGGAGGAGAUUUUGUUCCUGAUGAAUCCGGAGCUGAUCGUGUCCCGACUCUUCACGGAGAAACUCGCAGACAACGAGUGUCUCAUCGUUACAGGCUCUCAGCAGUUCAGCCGUUCCUCUGGUUUUAGUGACACGUUUGAGUGGGCGGGGCCUCACGAAGACAACCUCAAAAGAGACGAGUGGCAGCGUCUGCAGAGACAGAUUUUAGCCAUCGACGCGCUUCACUUCAGACAAGGACGUGAUCAGUACACCAUGGGUAAAGUCACACGAGAACUCAACAAGGCAUACUGCGGAUUUAGAGGCGACGGACCGAACGAGCCGGACAUCGCCACGGGCAAGUGGGGCUGUGGAGCUUUCAAUGGAGACCCCCAACUCAAAGCUGUGAUCCAGCUGAUGGCGGCGGCGAGGGCGAGGAGGGGGCUGGCCUUCUUCACCUUUCAUGACAACAAACUGAAGCGAGACCUGACUCAGAUUCACAACCUGCUGGUCAAAGAGGAAACCACAGUCGGGAUGCUGUACGGCGUUCUGGCGGAUUUCUGUGAGGCUCUUCAGGCGUCCGGCAGAGCUCAACUGGAUCUCUUUGCCUUCAUCAGAAACAUCCUGAAACCAUCCCGGAGCCAGCUGUGAGGACGCCAUCACGUCAAAUCUAACAGAAAUGUUCUAAACAAAAAUCAAGAAUUUAAUUUCGAAGUGUUUUAUAAAUGUUGUCCUUUUUAAUUUUUUUCUUUUUUAUCUUUAUUUCAUGUUCGACUUAAAUAAAUCCCAGGACCUGGAAACACAAAAACCAAGAACUAAGACCUGGUUGUAAAGGUGGAAGAAUAACCUUUUGUUGUUGUUGUUGUUAAUGAUUUAGAGCAUUCCCUGCUUUUUUAAUACACUAACGAAUUAUCAGACUACCUUUGCAAAUGAAACGAGACGAUGCAGAUGAUUAAACACAAACUGUUAAAGCACCAUCGUCUUUAUUUUCAUCAAACAAACAUUCAACAAUUUAAGAAAAUAAAUACAUCCUUCAGAUCUCA
Messenger RNA from Labrus mixtus (cuckoo wrasse), 2344 nucleotides. RefSeq names its product poly (ADP-ribose) glycohydrolase, like (gene pargl). Gene Ontology annotation, biological process: ATP generation from poly-ADP-D-ribose; regulation of DNA repair; nucleotide-sugar metabolic process. NCBI's taxonomy places the organism in Eukaryota, Metazoa, Chordata, Actinopteri, Labriformes, Labridae. Bases 111 to 1952 code for a protein of 613 amino acids. Gene Ontology annotation, molecular function: poly(ADP-ribose) glycohydrolase activity. The record is from RefSeq and is a predicted model, not a curated record. The transcript is spliced from 17 exons. Gene Ontology annotation, cellular component: cytoplasm; nucleus.